GUAAUCAUCAAUCCACGUGGUCAAGGUCAACCUCGGCCGCUUAAAAAUCCCGUAACAAAACAGUUAUAUACGCGUUAAACGAGUAUUUUCCUAAAUUUCGAAUUUAUUUGUAUAAUAAUUUAUAUUAAACAAUAUUAUCUAAAAAGAAUCGUACACGUGUAAAUUGGAUUUUUACCAACUACGUCAUCAAGUCCGGAAAUUCAGAAGGAUUGGAUGUAUUUCAUCUAUACGGAAUGUAUUUCGUCGAUUCUCAAGAUAAAGGAAAUGAAUCUGCUACAUCAGAUGAAACGUCUCACUUACAUUCAGACGGUGAGUAUGGUGCUGUGACUUAUCGUGUAGUACAAGUAGCACAUCAACCUGAAGUAACCACUGAAGCUACUCAAGUUGUAUCAUCUGCAGGUGCUGCUUUAGUUGGUCAACAGGUUGCACAGGCUAUUAUUACAAAUCCUUUUACUGCAACUAAUGGAAAUGGAGGGCCUGGUGGAGAAGGCCAAUUUUACGUAAUGAUGUCACCACAAGAUGUAUUACAGACUGGACAAAGAACUCUGGCUCCUAGAACACACCAAUUUACACCAAAAUUAGAUGGAUCAAAAACUGCCAGAGAUGAAAAGAGACGGGCUACUCAUAAUGAAGUGGAAAGGAGACGAAGGGAUAAAAUAAACAAUUGGAUUAUAAAACUCUCAAAGAUAAUUCCAGACUGUGCCUCUGACCACACCAAGCAAGGACAGGUAAGGAAAGAUGAAACGAGUAAAGGAGGAAUUUUAGCAAAAGCAUGUGAUUAUAUUCAGGAGCUAAGAAACAUUAAUUCAAAAAUGCCUGAAAUAUUAAAAGACAAAGAACGUUUAUCUGUAGAAGUUGAAUUAUUAAGGCAGCAAUGUGAAGAAUUAAAAAAUGAAAAUCAGAUGUUAAGAGCCCAUUUGCAACAACAUGGGAUUGCAGUUGCUGAUCAUGGACCAAGAUAAUUGUAUAGAUAAUUUUUGGCAUCUGCCAGUCUGUAACUUGAAUUUCAAGUUUGCAGAAAUAGAGAUGAAUACUGUUUACCAAGUUUGCUCAAGGCAUUUUAUGCCUUUUCUUCAUGUAUUUCUCACUAGAUGAGGCCAGACACUUGGAAGAAGCUAUUUGAUUGUUAACAGAAUGGUUUUUUUCAGGAGUGGACUGUUGCAAAGAUGAGAAUAUGCACCUUUUUGUUGUUCAAAUUUGUUACUUCUCCUAUAGCAUUACUCAAGACACAGUGCUACUGUAUAUAAAUAUAAAUAUAAAUAUAUAUAUAUAAAUAUAUAUAAAUAAAUAAAUAAAAAUAACACAUAUGUGUAUAUAUACGUACAUACGUAUAUAUACAUAUAUAUGUAUGUAAGAUCCUUGCCUGUUUGCAUCUGGAACACUUGUUGCUUGUUACACACAUUGUGUACAGUCAUAACAGAUGUGUGCAAGUCGAAAUGAUUACUUGUACAGAUCUGAAAAUUAGUUUGUCAUUAAAAGAAGUGAAGUUGUGGCGAGAAAUUCUCAUAAACAUAAAUGACAAGAGACUGCUUUCCAGAACAUAUAAUAGAAUUUAUGUGGAAUUAAAUGAAUUUGAAUGAAAAGAAUUCAUUGGAAUAUGACUUCAAUAAUUUUAUGCUUACAAAGCAUUCCACAAGGGAAGAAACGUGCCCUGAUAUUGUGAUUUGAAUUUAUGUUAGGGAGCUUGUAAAUUGAAUCUGGCCAUGAAAUACUUUGACGUACGUAUAAAAUCUUUCGAUACCUGCCAAUCAUUCUACACUGGAUUGCCCCACCUGUGCAAAAAUAAUUGACAUUUUGGUAACCAAGUUACCAAAGGUAAUCAAACUACAGCAGCCAAUCAUUUAUAUAUAAAAAGUUCUUCAUGUAUGCAGUCAUAUUAUUAUGAUGUAUUUUAGAAAAAAUCUUUCUGUAGAAAAAUUUAUAAUAAUUGGAAUUUUAUUUCAGUAAAAAAAAAAACGGAAAGGACACUUUAAAGAAUCAUCAAUAUAUAUUUCAUGACUUCAUGGUUUAUAUUAGAUUGAAUAUCUGUAUUACUAUGUCAUUUUUAGUUGUGGGGAUAAUUUAUGUAGAAUAUCUUGUUACCUUACUGCGCACACACACAGUUUUGUGGUUAGGGUGUUGCUUGCAGUGAGGCAUAUUGUAAAAAAAAAAAAGGAAAAAAGAUGCCCAUAUUCUAAAUCUCUACAGUUCAAUAAUGAGAUGUCUAGAUGUGCAUUAAUAAAUUGUCAAAUUAUAUAUUUCCAUUUGUUAUUUCUUAUAAAUUUUUUUUGUUUUGUUAAGAAAUCAUAUUAAAACAAAAUAAUUCAUAUAUUUUAGAACUAUCUGAUCAGUUUUUAAAUUAACAUUUGAUUUUUUUUUUAAUUUACUUCGUAGGUAGACUUUUAUACAUAUUACUAAUAUAUAUGAUUAUGGUUGCUAAAGUGAUUUAAGUAAAUAGUAAAUUUAUUUUUAAAAAUUGCCGAAUGAGCUAUCCAAAGUACAAAAUUUGUAUUUUUUCUAAGAAAGUGAAAUCAAAGUUGAUAGGCUUUUUUUGUUUUUGUAUGUUUAUAAAGUGAAAUAGUUCCUUUCUUGUGCAAUGCUAAUCUGAUUUUUACAUUUAUCGUCAUCACUGAAUAUUUCGGAUAAAAUAUAAUUUUAACUGCCCGUUUUAAAUAUUUUCUAACCUUAGAUUAAUUUAAAUUACCAUAAUAUAUAUAUAGAUAAUUUUAAUUUUUUAAUUCUAAAGUUAAUUUUCCUGUUUCACGUUUAUUAUUGAAAAUUAUUGUUAAAGUAUUACAUGCAAAGAAUGAAGCUGUGCUUUUUUUGUGUCCAUAAAAAUGGGAUGAUUUUAUUUUGUUAAUAUAGUUUCAAGUGUGGUUAUUCUUUAUUCCAAGUAUGUGUAAAUUAAACGGUGCGAGAUCGGAAGGAGUGUCCAUUAGAGUAAGUUCGCUCAGUUUUCUGUAAGUGGAAUCGUUUUUAAUUAUGGCUGUUACGGUUUCUUGUUUAAAUAUAUCAUUUAAAUUUUGUAGAAUUAUUAUUAAAUACAUGAUUUGUAUAAUACGUAUGUUACUGACUAGAAGAGAGAAUUGUAAAAUACCAAAGUACUUAUUUUCUUUUUAAAAAUUUGGUGGUUAUAACAACGAGAUAUAAUUAAAUGUACAAAGGGGGUAUCGGCAUGGAUGCAAAUGUAAAGUUUCACAUGUUUAUAAAAAUUAUUAGCAUCCGUAAUUGUCAUGGUGAUAAUGGAAGAGAGCUAUUACAGAAAGUGUUCAAUAAAGAUUUAGUCAAUUCCAA
Centruroides sculpturatus (bark scorpion) is the source of this 3273-nucleotide messenger RNA. RefSeq names its product upstream stimulatory factor 2-like. Gene Ontology annotation, biological process: regulation of transcription by RNA polymerase II. The record is from RefSeq and is a predicted model, not a curated record. Bases 234 to 962 code for a protein of 242 amino acids. NCBI's taxonomy places the organism in Eukaryota, Metazoa, Arthropoda, Arachnida, Scorpiones, Buthidae. The transcript has 7 exons. Gene Ontology annotation, molecular function: protein dimerization activity; RNA polymerase II cis-regulatory region sequence-specific DNA binding; DNA-binding transcription factor activity, RNA polymerase II-specific.